GUCAGCGGCUACCAACCUCUGUGCGCAGUGUCCUUCACUGAACAGCCAGCGACUGCGCGAGCGGGGCUGUGGAUCUUUCCAGAACAGCAGUUGCAAUCACCAUGCCUGAAUCCUGGGUGCCCGCCGUGGGCCUCACUCUGGUGCCCAGCCUGGGGGGCUUCAUGGGAGCCUACUUUGUGCGUGGCGAGGGCCUCCGUUGGUAUGCUAGCUUGCAGAAACCCUCCUGGCAUCCGCCUCGCUGGACACUGGCUCCCAUCUGGGGCACGUUGUAUUCGGCCAUGGGGUACGGCUCCUACAUAGUCUGGAAAGAGCUGGGAGGUUUCACAGAGGAGGCCAUGGUUCCCUUGGGUCUCUACACUGGUCAGCUGGCUCUGAACUGGGCGUGGCCCCCCAUCUUCUUUGGUGCCCGGCAGAUGGGCUGGGCCUUGGCCGAUCUUCUGCUUGUCAGUGGGGUAGCGACUGCCACGACCCUGGCUUGGCACCGAGUGAGCCCACCGGCUGCCCGCUUGCUAUACCCUUACCUGGCCUGGCUGGCCUUUGCCACCGUGCUCAACUACUAUGUAUGGCGUGAUAACUCUGGCCGGCGAGGGGGCUCCCGGCUUGCAGAGUGAAGACACGCAGCCAUCAGGAAUGUAGCCCUGCCAGCCAGGCCCCGUGGGUGGUGGCCAUCAUGCUUUCAUGACCAUUGGGCCUGCUGGUCUACCUGGUCUUAGCCCAGGAAGCCACCAGGUAGGUUAGGGUGGUCGGUGCCAAGUCUCAUGCAGGCACAGUUACACUUGCCUUUCUGCACUGCUCCAGGCAUACCCUUGGAGCAUGGGGCUUUUAAAGCUAAAUAAAGUCUCUAACUUCAUGUGUAA
Molecule: messenger RNA, 857 nt
Organism: Mus pahari (shrew mouse)
Lineage: Eukaryota; Metazoa; Chordata; Mammalia; Rodentia; Muridae
Gene: Tspo
Product: translocator protein
Exons: 4
Coding region: 102-611 (169 amino acids)
Cellular component (GO): endoplasmic reticulum; membrane
Molecular function (GO): cholesterol binding
Source: RefSeq, a predicted model, not a curated record